AUGUUGGCUAUUUUAAUUGCAACCAGAGUUGGACGAAGACGGUGUAGUGCGUCUGCUACCCAAGGUGGAGGUAAGGGAAACAAAAACCAUGCGUCUGUCAACGCAAAACACUUUCGUCGUGGAGAUCUUUAUUUUAAGGGCGAUUACACGAUCUCAGCUGCAUACGAAGCAAGGCCUUACCGCGAACAUCAAUGGGAUCGCUAUUAUCAACUCGAUAGCGUGACUCGUGUAGCGCCGAGCAAUACAGGGGGCAUUGUCAAGUGUAUAUGUACUCUGGGUGAUGAUGAAUACGGAGAGAAUAUUCGUUUUGAGAAUGGGCAUAAGCUGCCUUUAAACAAGAAGAGGUCAUACCCUUUUGUUAAACGGCUUGUGUUCGAUCCGAAGAAAGUUAUUGAGCACAACAAACAAAUAGAUCAGGCAGAUGGAUAUACGGGAUUAAUGGUUCACCGUAGGCACUUUAAGUUCAAUCAUUUGGCAACUAGGCAAUCCCAUACUAUACUAUUACUAGACGCAAUACCUUACUUUCGAAUCAAUGAUUAUAUUCAGACCCCAUCUGUGCGUCGCUGUCCUUCCGAACGUCGUGAAACUGCCGGUUUUGUGUCACGGUUACACUAUAGUUUAAGUACAAACAAUGGACGGCCUGGACAUGGGGAUAAACGAAAGAUCACUCCUCUCGAAGCAGCAAAAAUAUUCACACCGAUCUUCUAUGAGCAACGGGAUCGCAUGCGUGAAGAUAUGGCUGAAGAACAAAAGGUUCCAGAAGUUGCAGCAAUUGGUGAUCAUAGUGGGGCUUGCAAACCUGACGCUCUGGAGUCAUAA
Molecule: messenger RNA, 819 nt
Organism: Sphaeroforma arctica JP610
Lineage: Eukaryota; Ichthyosporea; Ichthyophonida
Exons: 2
Coding region: 1-819 (272 amino acids)
Source: RefSeq, a predicted model, not a curated record